CCGCCCGUACAACACAGUUGGCGGGAACGUUUGUUAUCUUGCAUAAACAUGAAUAUGGAGUGCGCGUCACACGAGAUAUCGAGCUCAAAUGAAAACACGAAUUUAGUUGGAGUCGAAAGUGUGGUUCAGUCAUGGAUGAUUGACUAUUAUUUCGCGACACUAUGUCGGCACUUCAAAGCAAGAUCUGCGCCGGAGUUUCAUAAAGCUUUAAAAAUAUUUGAAGCUUUGGUGGAUGAGCUCGAGUCAUGUUCCCACAGGUCAGAUCAUCCUUCUCAGAGGACCAUCUGCUGCUUCCUCGCCAGAGUGAUAGACGGGGAAAACCUCGAUGUCCGUUAUGAUCGCAAUGCUCACAUCACUCCCUUGAUGUCAGCGCUGCCGAUUUGGGAGUCAUUAAAGGAAGCGUCCGAUACAGCUUUACACGCUAAGAUCAAGACGCUACUGAUUGUUCAGUCUGUUGCUGUGUGUGUGAAGAAAGGGAAUUCACAGUUGGCAAAGGAAACUCUGCAGUGGCUGGAAAAAGAGACUGAAAUACCAGAGAAACUACAAGGAAAGCUCACCACCAUUGUGAGUAAGAAAGAUGCAUAUGAUCAGCUUCUGAUGAACUUCACUUUCAACCAGCUGUUGGAGAGCGUUGACGUGUUCCUUGACACAUUCAGCCUGGAAAGAUCCUCCGUUUUCUUAAUCGAAGCAGCAUCAAAAGUAGUUCAAGCGCGUCAUGAGAGAUCAGAGAAAACCUUAUCUGAACAGGACAGAAGUGACAGGACGCCAUCCAGCCCAGAGUCAAUUCAAUCAGAAGAAAAUGAGGAACAGGUGGAUCCACUGGUGCAAAAUAUGAGACCCAAAAGGAAACUUCUUUCCAAACAAACACAUGACCUUUGGAAACCAGAAACUGCAAUGAAAGAGCGAACCACAUGCAAGAGAACCUACAUUUGCAAGGUUUCUAGGAGAAGUAGUAGCCCUUUGGAAUUACAAAGCAAUGCUAGUGUGAUGAGCAAAACCAGGAGGAAGUGGACUGUGGAAGAAGAUAGAAAGCUGAAAGCAGGUGUGAGGAAGCACGGAGAAGGCAACUGGAGAAUGAUCCUGAAUGACUAUGAGUUUGACAACCGCACCGGUGUUAAUCUUAAGGACCGAUGGAGAACCCUGAAGAAUUCUGUUCCUGGAUUUAUUUUACAGAAAGAAAAAAAAAGUUCAUUUGAAACAAUACUGUACAAAAAAACUAAAAAAAACUAAAGAGCUUUUAAUAAAUGUGAGUAAAUGUGAUGAGGUGUUUUUAAUAUAUAUGUCUAAUAGAACAUUUUGCUCAUUUGUGGAUUUUAACAAGGAGUUUGAAGAAGCAUCUUUGUUUAUAGACUGUCUAAAUGAAAAUGAAGCUGUGCACUUCUGGGCAGGAGCAGUGCUGUAGUUUCUGUACUUUCCUCCAUGUUCCUCUGCAGCGAGGACUUCCCACCGCCUGCCAGUGUAGAAGCUCAUCCCUGCAAAGAUAAGUCACUUUUAGGGUUGCAAUGGGGGGAAAGUUUCCGGUAAACUGGGAACUUAACCUGGGGAAUUUUGGAAAUAUUCCAAUUUAGACACUUAACACGAAUUUAUGGGAAUUAAUUGGAAAUUUUUAUAGAUUUAUGUGAAUUUCUAUAUAAAUUUAUAUAAAAUGUAUCAUAUACAAACAUAUAUAAACAUUUUGUUUUAACAUAAUAACAUAAAAUAACAGUUCAUUAUUUAUACAGCAUCAGCUGACAGGUACAAAACAUUAGUAUACACAUUGGGUGCUUCUUCAAUUAUAUUGUUUUAUACAACAUUCUAACAGCAAUGUUUUUUGUUUGUUUGUUUUUUUAAACCUUUUAUUCUCAACCCCAUAUAAUGGACAAAAUGGAAUUGGUUUAAAAAAAAAUUACACAAAACUUAUAAAACAAGCAUCUGCCUACUGCUCACGUGUCCCUCAUAAAAAUGUAAUGACUACAAAUGUAACAUUUAUGAUCACUUUCACAUUUUUAUGGAACUGAAGUUAAAAAAUAUAAUAAAAAUUGUGUCUUUGGUCCUUUUUAUUUUUGUAAAAAAAAAAAAAAUGUUUUCAAUUUAGAUGAAAGUCCAUAACAUGUCAGGUGGUAAUCAGCAAGAAAUGCCUUCAUUUUUAAUCGUCUUAUUUUUUUCCAAAAGAAUAGUUGAGAAUAGUUUGAUGAGGUUGGAGACUAACUGGUUUGAAGGGAGACAUUGCCUUCAAUUUUAUAUUUUUUAAUUUUGUCUCAUAUUGUGCUCUUCUUUCUGGGUCAACAUCUGCUUGCAUAUCACUUUCUGCUGCUGAUGUGGCUUACAUUUCUGACAUAGAAUGCUUAGUGUUUUAAUGUUAUGUUUUUCUAUUUUAUUUUUUUAUUAUUAAAAUUAUUUAUAAAUGAAGUGGAUAAACUCAAACCUGUCACAAAUGUUCAACCCUGAAACAAUGAGAAAUAUACAUAUAUGUGAUGGGGUUGAGGGUUUUUUGCACAAAAUGGCCACUGCUCCUCUUGUAGUGUAGUAGAGUAGACCAUAUAUGGCUGCAAUGAAAUAAGUACAUUGGAUCUAUGGAUUGAAAUAAAAUUUUGAAAAAUAA
This is a messenger RNA of Megalobrama amblycephala (Wuchang bream), 2581 nucleotides long. RefSeq names its product telomeric repeat binding factor (NIMA-interacting) 1 (gene terf1). Lineage: Eukaryota; Metazoa; Chordata; Actinopteri; Cypriniformes; Xenocyprididae. Gene Ontology annotation, biological process: telomere maintenance. The transcript is spliced from 11 exons. Gene Ontology annotation, molecular function: protein homodimerization activity; telomeric repeat DNA binding. The record is from RefSeq and is a predicted model, not a curated record. Gene Ontology annotation, cellular component: nucleus; chromosome, telomeric region. The coding region runs from base 49 to 1230 and encodes 393 amino acids.